CGACCACGCAAAUGCUUAGCGGCCAAUAGAAGAUGACUUUUAAAAACAUUGAAUGACAAGGAAGGAAGAAAUUCACCUGGUGAAUUGUCUUAAUCUUUUCAACAUGGCAAGCAGCGAUAAGGAUAUCUCCUACAGUGAUCUCAAAUCUCUCUUGGAGAAGGGCUCUGGGUUUGUGGUGGAUGUGCGCACAAAAGAUGAGGUAGACAGAGGGCGUAUUCCAGGCUCCAUCCACAUUCCAGUGGAAAAUGUAGAAAGUGACAUGUCCCUGGACGCAGCUGAAUUCCAGUCUAAGUUUGGGGUAGGUAAGCCAUCUCUGGACUGCUCUGAACUGGUUUUCCACUGUCAGAUGGGAAGACGUGGAGCUGUUGCCACAGAGAAAGCCAGAAGCCUGGGGUUCAAGUGUGCCCAGAAUUAUGCUGGGGGCUACAAGGAAUGGUCAGAAAAAGGGGGAAAAUGACUAUCUUCAAAUCGCUUAUAAGAUUCCAUCUUAAAAACCAGAGAUCAGGGACCUUUUUUACUCUUAUACAAAUUAAUGAUAAAAUCUAAAUAUGUAUACAUGUGUUUUAAUAAAGUCUGAUAACUAAAAAAAUAA
Rhinichthys klamathensis goyatoka is the source of this 592-nucleotide messenger RNA. RefSeq names its product thiosulfate sulfurtransferase like domain containing 1 (gene tstd1). The coding region runs from base 53 to 457 and encodes 134 amino acids. NCBI's taxonomy places the organism in Eukaryota, Metazoa, Chordata, Actinopteri, Cypriniformes, Leuciscidae. Gene Ontology annotation, cellular component: mitochondrion. The record is from RefSeq and is a predicted model, not a curated record. Gene Ontology annotation, molecular function: thiosulfate-cyanide sulfurtransferase activity. The transcript is spliced from 4 exons.